AUGCGGUCUCCCGCCUCGCCCCAUGCGCGUCAGCCCCCCCUCCUCCUCUUCCCUCCCACACACACACACUCUUCCCUCUUUCCCGCAUCCCAUUCUCCCCUCCUACCGUCUCCCCCCCCCCCGCGGCAGGUUGUUGCCGUACAGGGUCGUGCCCGCUCCUCCCGUAUGACGCUGCCGCACUUCACCGCCCACACGCCGAUGUUCAUGUCGGUUGGCACUCAGGGUUCGGUGAAGGGGCUGACCACGCAGCAGCUGGAGGAGCUGGACUGCCACGUCAUCCUGGGCAACACCUACCACUUGCAGAACCGACCUGGCAGUGAGCUGGUGGCGGAGAUGGGGGGCCUGCACGACUUCAUUAACUGGCCCAGGGGUAUGCUCACCGACAGCGGUGGCUUCCAGAUGGUGUCCCUGCUGCACCUGGCGGAGAUCACGGAGCAGGGGGUGACCUUCCAGAGCCCCGUGGACGGCAGCACCCUGCUGCUCACCCCGGAGGAGUCCAUCGCCAUUCAGAACCGGCUGGGGGCGGACAUCAUCAUGGCGCUGGACGACGUGGUGCCCACAACAGCCAACGACCCCGCUCGUUUCGAGGAGGCCACCCACCGCACCACCCGCUGGAUAGACCGCUGCCUGGCCGCACACUCCCGGCCGCACGAGCAGAACCUGUUUGGGAUCGUACAGGGGGGCCUGGACCCGCGACUGAGGGAGAUAAGCAUGCAGGUGGGUAGUAAAAGGGGGAGGUCUGGGGUGGGGUGGGGCGGGGUGGGGUGGGGUGGGGAGUCUGGGGACGACUUCUGGCGGGUGGUGUCCCAGUGUACGGCAGGUCUUCCCGCCGGCAAACCCCGCUACGUGAUGGGGAUUGGCUACCCUCUGGACAUUGUCGUGUGUUCGGCGCUGGGGGCGGACAUGUUCGAUUCGGUGUACCCUACCCGGACUGCCCGAUUUGGUGUGACACUAGUGCCCGAGGGUACUCUCAAGCUCAAGAACUCCAUUUAUGCGCGGGACUUCCGGCCCCUGGACCCCGGCUGUAGCUGCAUGGUGUGUCAGCGCUACAGCCGGGCCUACCUGCACAAUGUGGUGACCCGGGGGGCCAUAUCCUCCGCCGCCAUACUGGUGACGUACCAUAACGUGGCGUAUACUCAGUCACUGACACGAGGCAUGAGGCAGGCCAUCGAGGAGCAGCGCUUCCCCGAGUGGGUUCGGAACUACUUGAAGACCAUGUUUCCCAAGGGCGAUGUCCCCGGCUGGGUGCGGGACGCCAUGGCGGCUGCGGACGUCAGUUUGGAGGGGGUGGUGGCGGAGGACCUACCAUCACCACCACCGUCAACAGCUCUUGCUGCUGCUGCUGCUGCUGCUACAGCUGCUGCUGCUCCCUCCCCCGCCCCACCGGCCGAGCAGUAG
This is a messenger RNA of Volvox carteri f. nagariensis, 1398 nucleotides long. RefSeq lists its product as uncharacterized. The coding region runs from base 1 to 1398 and encodes 465 amino acids. Gene Ontology annotation, cellular component: cytosol. The transcript has 9 exons. The record is from RefSeq and is a predicted model, not a curated record. Lineage: Eukaryota; Viridiplantae; Chlorophyta; Chlorophyceae; Chlamydomonadales; Volvocaceae. Gene Ontology annotation, molecular function: tRNA-guanosine(34) queuine transglycosylase activity.